AUGACAGUGGAUUUUGAGGUUGAUGAUGAUGAUGUCAAUGGUGAGGUACUACUAAACUCCACAGAGCUUGAGAUAGAAAGCCGAAAAGGCGAUGAAGAUGACAAUGACAAUGACAUGGUAGGAUGUUCCCUUGAAGGGGUAUUUAACAACAACCAUGACAUAAAAAUCGAUCAAGAUGAACCCGAAAGAGGCAUAAUUCCACUAGAUGCCCACAAUGUUAACAUUGAAGAACCAUAUAUUGGUCAAGAGUUUGAAUCUGAAGCAUCUGCACAUGCAUUUUACAAUGCAUAUGCAACAAAAGUUGGAUUUGUUAUUCGUGUAAGCAAGCUUUCAAGAUCAAGGCGUGAUGGAACAGCUAUUGGAAGAGCUCUUGUUUGUAACAAAGAAGGGUUUAGGAUGCCAGAUAAGCGUGAAAAAAUAGUAAGACAAAGGGUGGAAACAAGAGUUGGUUGUAGAGCAAUGGUUUUAGUUAGGAAAGUAGGCUCUGGAAAAUGGGUGAUUACCAAAUUUGUGAAAGAGCAUACUCAUCCUUUGACACCUGGAAAAGGGAGAAGGGAUUUGAUUUAUGACCAAUAUCCGAAUGAGCAUGAUAAGAUCAGGGAACUAUCACAACAGCUAGCAAUUGAGAAAAGAAGAUCAGCAACCUACAAAAGACAUUUGGAAAUGGUUUUUGAGCACAUUGAGGAACACAAUCAGUCAUUGUCAAAAAAGAUUCAAGAGAUUGUAAACAAUGAAUCUUUAGAUGCUCACCUUCCUCCCUGCUGCCACCAUAUCCACCUGACCACCUUCAAAGCUCACUUCACAACCUCCGUCGACUCACGCACUAACGUCGAAUUGUUCAAUGCUCCCCUCCAAUUUCUACAGCCUGAUUUAACACAAUCCACAUGUCAGGAAGGAGAUAUAGCUUGGAAUCAUGCAAGUGAAGUUCUCUCCAUGGAUGACAAAUUGGAAAAUGACAUUGAAAAGAUGGAAACACAAACACCUUCAGAAAAUAAUCAAGAACCAUGUGAGGGUAUGCUAUUUGAAUCAGAAGAAGCAGCAAGAACAUUUUAUGAUGAGUAUGCAACACGUGUUGGUUUCAUUACCCGUGUUUUAUCUUCUCGUAAGUCAGAGAGGGACGGAAGCGUAAUUUCACGUGGCCUUGGAUGUAGAGGUGAUUCAGAACAUCAUAACAACAAGAAGAGCACUAUGAAUAUGAUCCAGAAAAAGAAUAAAAAAAGUGGAGAAAAUUGCACAGCAAUGAUUUUAGUGAAGAGAGAGAAACCUGGGAAUUGGGUUGUUAGAAAAUUUGUGAAGGAACACAAUCAUCCACUUUGUGUUUCAGUUUCUAAAAAACGUGCAACAUUUGAUGAAAAAGACAAGAGAAUUCAAGAACUAAGUGGUGAAUUGCGUGUAAAGAAGCGAUUAAGUGCAUUAUACAGAGAACAACUUCUUGCUUUAAUGAAAGAUGUUGAUGAUCAUAAUGAACAUCUAUCUUCAAAAGUUCAAGUUGUAAGAAAUAAUUUAAAAAAACUUGAAGCAAGGAAUGUAUAAUUGUAAGUAUUUAUUAUAUCUAAAUUUCCCAUGAUGCCCUUUUGAGAAUAGC
This is a messenger RNA of Lactuca virosa, 1585 nucleotides long. The record is from the annotation of a GenBank genome assembly. Lineage: Eukaryota; Viridiplantae; Streptophyta; Magnoliopsida; Asterales; Asteraceae.